Molecule: messenger RNA, 5058 nt
Organism: Diceros bicornis minor
Lineage: Eukaryota; Metazoa; Chordata; Mammalia; Perissodactyla; Rhinocerotidae
Gene: SNX19
Product: sorting nexin 19
Exons: 9
Coding region: 463-3144 (893 amino acids)
Cellular component (GO): intracellular membrane-bounded organelle; early endosome membrane
Molecular function (GO): phosphatidylinositol binding
Source: RefSeq, a predicted model, not a curated record
UGACGGACGGCGGCCUGUGGAGCGCGGGGACCUGGGCCGCCGCGGCCGGCGGAGGUCUUCUCCAGGGCCUGCGGAGAAGACACCCUUGAGCCCACUGCGCCUCCGGGCUCGGGCUGGGCGCGCCCCCGCGGUGUGCGGCCCGGUCGUGCGGCCCCGGCGGUCGGCGUCUGUAAGUUGGGUGAGGGCCGCGGAGGCCCGCCCCGGCGCCCGGAGGCGGCCGAGAGGCUCUUGUGGCCGAGCGCGGCUCGUGAGGGCCGCCGAGUUUUCCUGGAGAGCAGCGGCCCCGCGGGCAGGGGUUGGAGCGCGGGCGAGCCGCGGCGCCUGUAGGCCGUGCAGCGCCCCGAGCCCCCGGGGCCUGGGGAGCGGCCCGGGUCUCCCGGAUCCGGGCAGCGAGUGCCCCGGUCCCCGGCUCUGAAGCAAAACAGGGCGGUCGUCGCGCGGAGCCGCCUGGGCCUCUCAGCCAUGAAGGCGGAGACAGGAUCCGCGUUCCAGGCGACCCCAGGGGGGUCCGGCUGUGGCCUCAGUAAUCUGCUGAGCAGCCGGAAGCUGAUGGCCGUAGGGGUCGUGCUCUGUUGGCUCCUGGUCAUCCAGUUUCUGGUCAACGUGUGGCUCCUGUGCCUUCUGUGUGCAUUGCUGGCGGUGCUGGGAGGAUGGCUGGGCUCAGACGCCGUGGUGGGGGCUUCAGGUCGACUGCACUUGGAACGCUUCAUCCCGAUGGCCGUCUGCGCUCCCAACCCUGAGGCAGAGAAGCAGUUGGAACAGGAGAUCAACCGCACCAUCCAGAUGAUUGUUCGAGACUUUGUGUCAUCCUGGUAUCGCUCAGUGAGCCAGGAGCCAGCCUUCGAGGAAGAAAUGGAGGCAGCCAUGAGAGGGUUGGUCCAGGAACUCCGGAGGAGGAUGGGCGUGGUGGACAGUCGUGCUCUCGCCCAGAGGGUUCUGACGCUCUGCGGUUGUCACCUGCAGAGCUAUAUUCAGGCAAAGGAGGCCGCCGCAGGGAAGCAGAGUGGUACUGUGGAGCCCUCCCAGCUCUGGGAGGCUUACUGCCGGGCUGCUGCCCCACACCCUGCUGUACAAAGCCCCAGUGCUGAGGUCGCCUAUACACGGGGCACUGUGAAUUUGUUGCUUCAAGGGCUGGUACCAAAGCCCCACUUAGAGACCCGGACCGGACGCCAUGUGGUGGUGGAACUCAUUACUUGCAAUGUUAUCUUACCGCUCAUCAGCAAGCUGUCAGAUCCUGACUGGAUCCACCUUGUACUCGUGGGCAUCUUUUCCAAGGCAAGAAAUAAUCCGGCAGGAGUGGUUAAACCACUCCGCCCAGGAAGUGCCCUGGAACAUCCCACAGUGCCUACAUCUCUGCCACUGAUUGUUGAAGUACAGAACCUACCAGAAGUGAGAGCCCCUUCUCCAGCAGCAGCCCCAGUGCUCCUAAACUGUAGGGAGCCAGAGGGGUCUUCACGCCGCUCCCCAGAAGUUGAAGAAGGCCAUGAAGCUAUAGAGGGAGAUUUGGGUGGAGUGCCAGAAGAAAGAAAGGUAGGAAAUAACUCAUCUCAUUUCCUACAGCCAGAUGUUGGAGGCCCCCUGUUCUUAUGUGAAGAUGCAGAGCUGGAGUCUCCAUUGUCUGAACUGGGCAAAGAAACCAUCAUGCUCAUGACCCCAGGCAACUUCCUCUCUGACAGGAUCCAGGAUGCCCUGUGUACCUUAGGGGGUUCCCAGUCUCCAGAGUCUAAGGAUGGUGAAGGAUCUGAAGGAAUUGAAGAAGCAGAGCCUGAGGAGGGUCCAGAGUCAGGCCUCCUGGUCUCCAUGCUGAAUUCCUGCCCAGAGAUCCAGAUUGACACAGCAGACAAGGAGGUAGAGCAAGGAGAUGUCACCUCUCUUACACCUUUGCUGGCAGGUUCGGAAAGGACCUGCCCCCCACGACCCUCAUGCUUAGAGAAGGAUCUCACCAAUGAUGUGAGCUCCCCAGAUCCUAGUCUGCCACAGGUUCUGCUUUCCUCCUCUCCACCCGGUCCUCUCAGCUCAGCCACCUUCAGCUUUGAGCCCCUGAGCAGUCCAGAUGGACCUGUUGUCAUCCAGAACCUUCGAAUCACUGGCACUAUUACUGCUCGAGAGCACAGUGGCACCGGAUUCCACCCAUACACACUCUACACAGUGAAGUAUGAGACAGCGCUUGACAGUGAGAACAGCAGCGGCCUGCAGCAGUUGGCCUACCACACUGUGAAUCGCCGCUACCGCGAAUUCCUGAAUUUGCAGACCCGUCUGGAGGAGAAAUCAGAUCUGCGAAAGUUCAUCAAAAAUGUGAAGGGUCCUAAAAAACUCUUUCCAGAUCUUCCAUUUGGAAACAUGGAUAGUGACAGAGUAGAAGCCCGUAAGAGCCUCCUGGAAUCAUUCUUAAAGCAACUGUGUUCCAUUCCUGAGAUCGCUAACAGUGAGGAGGUGCAGGAGUUCCUUGCUCUGAACACAGAUGCUCGUAUUGCCUUUGUCAAGAAACCGUUCAUGGUCUCCAGGAUAGACAAGAUGGUGGUGAGUGCUAUCGUGGACACCUUGAAGACAGCAUUUCCUCGCUCCGAACCCCAGAGCCCCACAGAGGAGCUGAGUGAGGCCGAGACAGAAAGCAAGCCCCAGACAGAAGGCAAGAAGGCUAGCAAGUCCAGACUGAGGUUCUCAUCCAGUAAAAUUGCUCCAGCACUGAAUAUGACUGAAGCACAUGAGAAGAUUCUCUAUUGUCUCCAGGAAGGCAGUGUGGAGUCAGAGAUACUAUCCAUGUCUGGAAUGGAAUCCUUUAUUGAAAAACAGACAAAGUUACUAGAAAUGCAGCCAGCAGAAACCCCAGAAAAAGAUCCUGAACAAAUUCCCCAAGGAUGUGUGGAUGGUUACUUGUCACAUGCAGCUGUGCCAGCCCAAGACCUCAGCCACGGGGAUCCAGGAACAGAGACAGCGUUAGCUGACACAGCCCUGGAUCUGCUUCUCUUGCUGCUAAUGGAACAGUGGAAGUGGUUAUGUACGGAAAACAUGCAAAAAGUUCUUCAUCUUAUCUUUGGGACCCUGAUUCAGAGUAUUUUCCAGGUUUACUGGUGCUCCUGGGUACAUGGGUGGGGAGAGCUACUGGAAUCAAGUAGUGCCUUUCCUCAUGAGAAGAACUUUUGAAUCAGGGUAAGUUCCUCACUUUUCCAUCCUCCUCCCCUGACACUUCACUAGAACCGCACCUCUAGUUAGCUGGGUAGAUGGCUGUCUGGUGAAUGGAAACGAGGAAAACCCACAUGUAGCUCAUGCCGUAAAAAAAAAAUCAGGGAGAAGACUUACAGCUGAAUUUCCCUUGACUUUCUUUUCACUUUUUUUUUAAUGGGAUAGCAUCUCUAUUUGUUAAAGGGGGGAAUUUUUUAAUAUAUUUAGUGAAUUUGAAUGAAACCAAUAUGAAUAUUGUGGAAGAACAGAAUUUUGUGGCUAGCUGCUUUUGGAAAAUUCUUUGUAACUGUGGUCUCUUACCUUUGUUCAUCAUAGAUAUUUCCAGGUGAUGAUUUUUUUUGUACUUGUUCAGUUGUCUCAUAUCCCUUCCUGACAAACAGUUUUUACUUAUAUCUGAUGAAACUUUAUCCUUAAGUCCAUUUUGUUUCGUAUUAGCUGCAACGGAAAUAGGAACACACUUGGUUGACACCUCCUCACCCUAAGCCUCCAUAGACUAGAAUUAAGUGAAGAGUCUUAUCUUUCCCUGUUCAAGGCCUUUCAUCUUUCCCUAUGAAUCAUUAUUUCCAUCUUUUUAAUGGUAAUCUUGGCCCUCUUCUCAAAUAUCUUGUGCUGGGUCCACAGUGUUCCUGAAGUUUUUUUUUAAGAUAGGAAUCAAGAAGUCAUGGGUAUCCAGAGAAAGAAUCCCAAUUCCCCCUCCAGAGACUCGAAGGAUCUGAUGCCUGUGGCUCAUGGUCUCUUACCAGCAAGUUCCCAUGUGCAUAGUACACGUGGAAAAGACAGGGCUUAUUUAAGAAUUCAGAGUAUAGACAUUGAUCAUCUUAUCAGCUUCAGGAUAUUUACUAUCCAGCAAACAUUGAUUGAGAGUUGAAUUUGUGCAGACACUGUGCUGAACACUAACUAUAAGCAUAUUGUAUCAUUUAAUCCCCUCAAAAGCUCUGUAAGAGAGGUAUUAUGAACGCAAUUUCAAAGAUGAGGAAACUCAGGAUUUCCAAGAAUUGGUUAUUUAACCAAGAUCACAGAGGUGGUAAGUAUCACAGGCAGAAUCUGAACCCAGGUUUGUUUGAUUUUCAGCUAUAAUGACUGAGGGAUAAAAGCCACCCCAAAAAUCUUUGACUCGGAAGAGUAUACAUUCCCCAAGAGAAGAUGAUCAUUUAGUUUGUAAAAUCCAAGCCGCGUUUCCAUGUAUGCACACUCACAUAUAACACAAAGGGACCUGCAACAUCCUGAAGUCAGCCAUGUUACUUGUCCCCUGGACAGCUUGAAUUUUUUAUUUUUGAAAAGAAGUUCAUGCAGUGCUACAUUCUUUGGCUUUAUUUGCUUUGGUAAACAAAUAAGCUGGAAUUUGAUAUCUCCCCAAAGCUGCAGCACCUCACCCCUCCACCUGCCUCUGCUACCCCCUACAAGAAGUGUGGUAUAGUCCCAGCCCAGUUCAGUGUUGACCUCUCUGAUACUGUCCCCAUGACUGCUGCCUAGGAAGCAGCAUGCUUGUUCUCUCUCUGACACCACAAGUAUCUGAGCUGUAUCCUUUUGCAGAGUACUUGGGUUCUAUUUCUUUAAGUUCUGCACUUUAAAGAGAAGAAUAGUUGAUAUUGAUGCCACAGGUAGCUACUGCUGCUGCUCUAGUUAUCUUGAACACACUGCAGUUUUGGCAUCAGGGAUGGUACAGCCAUCUAGAUUUAGAUGCAUCUCCUCCUUAGAAUGUCAUCUUCUAACCUCCAGCAUUAUCAUCGCCAAGAAGAUAAGUUAAUUUCUUCUGCUUUCAGCUUUGUUUACUCUCCUUGCUCCCUUAAAAGACUUAUAACAUAACUGCCUUGGAUGCCAAGGACUCCUGCCAAAUCCUAAGCGUGCACUCUCUCACUCUCGCGUGCUCUCUCU